AUAUUGAAUAUCAAAAUUAAAAUGUCAGUUUCAAAAUCAUAUAUAAGACUAAAGUAAUAUUUCAAAAAUUAGAAACCGAAAUAUUAAAUUAAAGUGUGUGAGAAUUUAAAACGACGCGCGAAAACCCACAGACAUAUAAAAGCCAACUUCAGGUCAUCAGGAAAAAUGGCGUUCAUAUUGAUUAACACCACAAUUAACUGCCAAAAAAGCUGAGCUGGGAAGGUCAUUUAGAUUCUACUGAUCAAAAUAACAAUAUUACAAUGACAUCCGAAGAUCUUUUACAACCAGGACAUGUUGUCAAGGAGAGAUGGAAGGUGGUGAAAAAAAUUGGUGGUGGUGGGUUUGGGGAGAUUUAUGAAGGAUUAGAUUUAAUCACAAGAGAACAAGUGGCACUUAAGGUAGAAUCUGCAAGGCAACCCAAGCAGGUGUUGAAAAUGGAAGUGGCAGUUCUUAAAAAACUACAAGGAAAGGAACAUAUAUGCAGAUUUAUUGGCUGUGGUAGAAAUGAUCGAUUUAACUAUGUUGUGAUGCAACUGCAGGGGCGUAACUUGGCAGAACUGAGAAGGGCCCAACCCAGAGCUGCCUUCAGUUUGUCCACUACUUUGCGAUUAGGUUUACAAAUUCUUAAGGCCAUCGAAAGUAUACACUCUGUCGGAUUUUUACAUCGUGAUAUUAAACCUAGUAAUUUUUCAAUGGGUAGACUACCGUAUAAUUGUAGGAAAGUUUAUAUGUUAGAUUUUGGCCUUGCCAGGCAAUAUACGACGGCCACAGGCGAAGUGAGGGCGCCAAGAGCGGCAGCUGGUUUUAGAGGCACUGUACGGUAUGCUAGUAUCAACGCUCAUAAAAAUAGAGAAAUGGGUCGACAUGACGAUUUAUGGAGUUUAUUUUACAUGUUAGUGGAGUUCGUGAAUGGGCAGUUGCCUUGGAGGAAAGUUAAAGAUAAAGAACAAGUAGGAUUGAUGAAGGAAAAAUACGAUCACAGGUUAUUGUUAAAACAUUUACCGUCCGAUCUUAAACAAUUUCUCGAUCACAUUCAGAGUUUGGAAUACGCUGACAAACCCGAUUAUCAGAUGUUGAUAUCCUUAUUCGAGCGGUGCAUGAAGCGCAGAGGUGUUAAAGAAACCGAUCCGUACGACUGGGAGAAGUCGCAGACCGACAACCAAGUGGUUACGCAACAACCAGUGACGGGUACUACCACUCAACAAGCCACAGCUCCAACGACAGUUCCAAGACACACCCGACACACUCCUACGACGGAUAACAACCAGGAGAAUAUAGAGCCCACGGACAACAAAGAGGCUCAAAUAGACGCCCGAAGACGUAUAGAAACAGAAAAUACGGCUCCUUUAGUAACCGAUACACAGAUAAAUGCAACCAGGGCGACCGUUGAUAAGAACUGUAAUGCUACAGCCGUGGAACAAGUACAAGCUCGCAAACGACGAGCCACAUCUCACCUUGACCAACCUCCCGACCGGCUAGACAACGAAGCUGUAGCUUCAGCAAAAUCCACAUCGGAUGCUGUUAAACCAGCGCCAUUGCGCAAGAGUCAGUCCGGAGUCGCUACGGUAGGCCGAUUACGAGUAGUCACUCCAGCGCCCGCUACGCAAGUACAGACGACUGCCAGUCUGGUUGAUUCUCCAGCUACUCCUGAGCAGGAACGACCAAGAAGGAGACCACCGUCAGCAGCUAGAAGUUCUCGAUCCGGCAUGCGGGACCAGAGUUUGACACAAUUCGCUGUUAUGGAUGAUGAAAACGUUAGUCAACAGAUGACAAGAGGAGGUGCAUUGACGUUGGCCAGUCAGUGGAAGUCGCAAUUCGACGACAGCGAGGAGACCACCGAUAACGAAUGGAAACCGGAGAGUCCCGAACACAGAGGCACUCUCGGAGCCCAGUCCGAGGCUGCCGCAGUACUGCCUCCAAUACUUAGUAGAAUAAGCGAAGAUUCACGUACUAGUCAUAGGAAAUACAUAAAUAUUGCCGGUAUUGAAGAAUAUCCGGAGCUAGUCGGUGGACUCCCCAGAGCGUGGUCGACUCCUUGCCUAGGACCUUGCCUACGAUCCAACUUGAAGCCUCCUCUUCUUCAACAAGCAGCCUUCGAUGAUCUCGUUUUCAAAGUAGACGUUAUGAGAAACGUGGCUUCCAAACAUUUAAUGAGCGAAAACGAUGAAGAUUUGAAACUAGCCGAUUCCAACAGGUAUUCUAGUUUGCCUGGCAUUAAUCUACCCGAUAUCGAAGUAUUCAGGAACGACGAAGAUAAGCCACAAGAACAAAAUGGAGAGGAUGAAGGACUUCAAGAGGUUGCUGGUAAGCUGGAGAUACGAGUAGUGCCAAAAGAACAAGUGAACAAAGAUAAAGUUCUGAGGCCGCAAAACUUGGCCUCGAAACCCCCCAUACAGAAUGGUAAUUCCGAAAUAGCUGCCGAACAUAAUAACGACGUCCAAACAACUAAUAAGGAGUCCCCACAGAAGCCAAAGAUAGAAAGGACCAAGAGCAUCUUGAAGCAGAGCAGCAAAGAGAGGAGCGAUCCCCAAGAGUUGUCCAGUCCCAAAAAGGAAAAUAUUUCAUUUGCUCCGGACGUAGUAGAUAAUAAAUGCGACGAUGUCGAAAGUAGUAAACCAGUGGAAAGCAUUGCGGUGGAGGUUCAGACUGCAGAAGAUAGCGAGACGCAAUGUAAUUUACAAAAGAAUGUAGAACUAGAAACUAGAAACCCAAAUAACAGUUCUGUGGAGACUGGAAUCUCUCCUAAGACUAGUGAUAAAAUAAUUGGCACUGAAGUACCCGCGGCGAAAGCAGAAGGCGAGUCCAGCAGUACCGAGACCGACCACAAAGUGCCGAAAGAAGCAUCUCAUCAAGACAGUUUAGAAGGCUACCGAAAAAAGAAGGUCCACCGGAAGUCCAGCAUAAAUUUGGAUCAAGGUGAUCCUUUGUGUCGUAGCAAUUCUCUUAAAGCCGUUUCCAAACCCUUAGAGGCUGUGAAAAAUAACUUGGUAGACUCUAAGUCGUCGGAGAGCAGUUCGAGCACUCAGUGUCGAAAACAAGAUGGUGACGACAAAGGAGAGAACAAAGAGCGGGUGAGAUGUUCGCAGGGAUAUGAUCUCGGGACGAAUACAAACAAUGUUACGUUUGUGUCCACUACUAGCAUUCCAGAGCAGAGAGAGAAAAGAUCCAUCGGUUCCAUCGCGAAUGGGCUUAGCCCGGGAAUGGAUGAACAGUCUGAGUAUUACGACGCUACCGAAAAUCCAAUAAUUAAAGACAAACGCCAAGAGCAGGAUGAUGAAGACAGUGGCGUUGACAACGCUAGCCAAAUAUUAAGGGAGACUUCGGUAAGUCCUGCGAUGGAGGGUCGACUCUCAAAAAUUCCAGUAGCUGUUAGUGGUCAACGUUUAGCCAAAUGCAUGUCUUGGUCGGGCGACUUGACGCCAGGACUGCGACGACGUAGGCAAAACGAUAAAUACGUCACGGAUCCCAGCCAGCUUAAGCUUAGAUUCAAAAGGCAUUCUAGUAGUGGUAUUUCGCCCUCCCUAACGAACCUAGUACGAACAUUGCGAUGGAUGCGAGAUCGAACUGUGACAUGGUUUUUGUGUAAUUUCAGGUCUACGGGUACGAGGCAUCUCGACGUGCCUCAUAGACGCUCCGGAGAGUUCGCCAGAGUCGUCUGAGGGACCGCCGCCGCCGCCGCCCCAAGGUGAUCCGCCGUCGGAGUCGCAGGUGCGUUGCCGUCGAUUCAGACCCGUCACAUAACCUCACUUUUGUUGUAAAGGGUGCGAGGCACUGGACAUAAUUUUUUAAUUAUUUAAUUGUGAUUCGGGAUGGUCCCGGCUUGUUUUAUUGAAAAAGUUCUUCAAAAAAUAAAAAAAAUUAAUGAAACAACUAGAGAUUAUAAUUAAAACAACGCAGAACUCGUAUAGGUAGUGACACAUUCCUUCUAAGUUUUUUAGUUUUAAUUUUAUUAGUUAUUUAUUAGUAGUAGCGUUAUUUUCUUGUGAGGGUUCAGAUCAAAAGUAAAAGCGGAAAAUACCAUACAUGAUAUAAAAUUUUGUACAAAUAAGUAUCCAAGUUAAAUUGCAUUGGAAUGAUAAAAACCUAACCUAAAAUUUUGAUAUUUUAUACCGAAAGUUUUUAAAAUUUUCUAUAAAAGAAUUUCAUUACGUUAAAAUUUAGUAUUUUACUCACAUAAUAGAAGAUAGAAUAACUGCUGGAAUACAGUCGCGUUCCUCUAGUGCCACAGAGAAAACUGACGCAAAGCAGUCGCUGCAUCGCUUUCUAAUGGGC
Molecule: messenger RNA, 4272 nt
Organism: Diabrotica balteata
Lineage: Eukaryota; Metazoa; Arthropoda; Insecta; Coleoptera; Chrysomelidae
Source: the annotation of a GenBank genome assembly